Melanotaenia boesemani (Boeseman's rainbowfish) is the source of this 1326-nucleotide messenger RNA. RefSeq lists its product as uncharacterized. The transcript is spliced from 5 exons. The coding region runs from base 1 to 1296 and encodes 431 amino acids. The record is from RefSeq and is a predicted model, not a curated record. NCBI's taxonomy places the organism in Eukaryota, Metazoa, Chordata, Actinopteri, Atheriniformes, Melanotaeniidae.
AUGACCAUUUUCCCCCUGUUACCUGUGAAUCUGUCAUUCGUUACCUCAACAUCAGCAUCUGCAACUCCUUCACCUGCUGUGACUCCUCUGCUCUCUCAUUCCACAGCAACAGUUUCUGCUGCUAAAGAGUCUGCAUCAGCAGAAACAGAUCUGCCUGCACACUCCUCUUCAUGUGAUGAUUCAGUUGGCCCUGACAAUGUUGAAGGUUAUGGAGCAGUGCAGGAUUUGGCCGAUUUCUUGGUUGGAUUAAGAGACCACCAUCUUGCACUGACUCAAGAGGAGUGCAGUCAGAUCAUCGCUCUGUGGCAGGCAUUAGGAGAUUAUGAUAAAAGGAAAACUGCGUACCCAUCACGUCACCAAACUAGUCUGAGUAAGGGACGAUUCCGGGCCACAAAGAAGAUCGUGGCUGCAGGUGUGGAGAGCACCAAAAGGAGUUUCAUUGGGAAUCACAGUCCUGCACAGUGGCCCGACUGCAACAGAGUGGUUGAGGCUGUUUUUGUGAAGCUGUUUGCCAGAUACCCAAGCACUGUCCACUGUGAGGGAACGAAGGUGUCAAGAUACACUGUGGUGGUACGCGCUUACAAAAACAUCAGGGAGUGCGUCAUCACAAAUGCCAGGCUGAUGAGUGAGACCACAAUCCAGCUGCCUGAAGUAAACCCUGCUACAGUUUCACAGUGGUACUGCAGGCGGUGCAAGGCACAGGAGCGAGACAUUCUUAAACAGGGUAUUCCAGCUCAACAAGCACCAAUGGCAGCCCCGGCAAAACUUCCAGCUGCCCUGCAGAAAGGACAAACUGUUGCUUUUGGCACUUUGGCUCAGCCUCACCUUUUUGUUCUGCCACCGAACACUGCUGGGCAGGCCCAGCUGAAAGAGAGGCCACAACAUCAGGCACCUCCACAGCAAUUUGUGUUUAUUCAGCGUGCUCCGCCUGCUCCUCUGCCCGUUAUGGUACCCCGGCUUCCAGCAAUGCCUAAACCGUCAAAUAUUGCAAACACACCCAUUUAUAUAUCCAUACCACCAUCAUCUCCCACACAGUCAACACCGCAAGCUGUUCCUUACACCACUCAGCAGUACAGACGCAGAAAAAUGGAGGCAGAGCAAGCAGGCAUUUCAAAAAGAAAAUACUCAAAAAAGACAGACAUAAUAGUUUGCAGCAAGUGCCAAAAGGACAGGAAGCCACAGACACAUCGGCAGUAUUUCGGUAACUGGUACUGUGAAGAGACUGAGACUCAGUCCUAUGAGGAGUGGAGGGCUUUACUGGAGAAACGCGAGUAUGGCAAAAGAAAAAAAAAAUAAAGCAGAAAAUGAGGAACACUUAGUACUGCA